AUGCCUUUGGCAAAAGAUUUGUUACAUCCAUCUCCAGAGAAGUAGAAGCACAAGUAGUGGUGUUUGGUGCAAAGCUGCUACAAAAUCACCACUAUUUUCAGCCGCACUCUGACUGUAGUGCUGUGUGUCAGAUACUCCACUAUAUUCUGCCUCCUCACAGGAAGAAAGGCAAGGCUAACAGAAGGCUGCUCUUUCCAAAGAAAGCAACAGUGA
Pristis pectinata (smalltooth sawfish) is the source of this 213-nucleotide messenger RNA. Its product is annotated as 40S ribosomal protein S27-like. The transcript has a single exon. Lineage: Eukaryota; Metazoa; Chordata; Chondrichthyes; Rhinopristiformes; Pristidae. Gene Ontology annotation, cellular component: ribosome; cytosolic small ribosomal subunit. Gene Ontology annotation, biological process: translation; ribosomal small subunit assembly. Gene Ontology annotation, molecular function: RNA binding; structural constituent of ribosome. The record is from RefSeq and is a predicted model, not a curated record.